GUCUAUGGACUAUGACUAUCGACAAAUUAAUUCUGAAUUCGUAAAUUUGAAAUCAUUUAUUCUGCCUAUGACUAGUGAGAGUUGUGUUAAUAACAUUAGAUGAACUUUGGAUUAUGUUUUUUUUUUAUUUAUAGUUGAGUUAACCAAACAAAGUGUAUUAAUUAUUUAAAAAAACGUGUUAAAAACCGCAGUUUUUUAAAACUUCAAUUAUUUAAAUUUUAAUAAAUAGUAAUCCUCAAAAAUUUAUAAUGGCUCUUCUUAUACAAACUUCAUUGUGUAAAAAACUAUUAUGUCUUUCAAAAGCCCUCCCUGUAAUGUCAAUGAAAUUAUCAACAGAAGGUACUCGUGAAUACAUUAUUUCAGAAAAAGUUGGCGAGAAAAAAAAUGUCGGACUAGUACGUCUCAAUCGUCCAAAAGCUCUAAACGCUCUAUGCGAUGGCCUUAUUACCGAACUCACUGAAGCUGUAUCCGAGUACGAUGCUGAUAAAACUGUUGGUGCUAUCGUUGUUACUGGUAGUGAACGUGCCUUUGCCGCUGGUGCAGACAUCAAAGAAAUGCUUCAUCAGACUUAUUCAGAAAAUUUGAAAGUGGGUUUACUCGAACAAUGGAACAAUUUGAGCAAAUGCAAAAAACCAGUUAUUGCUGCGGUUAAUGGUUUUGCGUUGGGUGGUGGCUGUGAACUAGCUAUGAUGUGCGAUAUAAUCUAUGCUGGAGAGAAAGCUAGGUUUGGACAACCUGAAAUUUCUAUCGGAACUAUUCCAGGUGCAGGAGGUACUCAACGACUAACACGUUCUUGUGGAAAGAGUUUUGCAAUGGAGAUCUGUUUGUCUGGUAAUCAGAUAACUGCUCAAGAAGCAUUAACCAGAGGAUUAGUGAGCAAAGUAUUUCCUCCAGAAAAAUUGGUCGAUGAGGCUAUUAGGUUGGCUGAAAAAAUCAGCGAGCAUUCACCUCUAAUUGUUGCUUUAUGUAAAGAAUCAGUAAACUAUGCCUACGAGACUAGUUUGACCCAAGGACUCCAAUUUGAAAAGAAACUGUUCUAUAGUACCUUUGCUACAGAUGAUCGUAAAGAAGGAAUGGCGGCAUUCACGGAAAAAAGAAAAGCAAAUUUCACAAAUAACUAAUUAAAUGUAUAAAACUGCGGUGAUAAGAUAAAAAUUUAAUGAUUUCAUUAAAAAAAUAUUAUAUUAUAUAUGUAGCAAUAAUAAUUAUUAUUCUUAUAUUUUAUGGUAAAUAAAUCUAUAUAUUUUGUUAAACAGAAUAA
Molecule: messenger RNA, 1261 nt
Organism: Adelges cooleyi (spruce gall adelgid)
Lineage: Eukaryota; Metazoa; Arthropoda; Insecta; Hemiptera; Adelgidae
Gene: Echs1
Product: enoyl-CoA hydratase, mitochondrial
Exons: 1
Coding region: 249-1121 (290 amino acids)
Biological process (GO): fatty acid beta-oxidation
Cellular component (GO): mitochondrion
Molecular function (GO): enoyl-CoA hydratase activity
Source: RefSeq, a predicted model, not a curated record